UAAUAAUGUUACUCCAUUAUAUUGCCUUAUUCUUGCUAACACAAACAACUUGUAGUUCAUUAGACACUAUAGUUGUGUCUCAGAACAUUACAGAUGGUGACACCAUUGUUUCAAGAAACGGAAUAUUUGAGUUGGGUUUCUUUAGCCCAGGCACUUCGAUGAAACGGUACAUGGGGAUAUGGUUUAAGGAUACAUCACCUCAUAGAGUAAUAUGGGUUGCCAACCAGGAAAUUCCACUUAUUAAAACCAUGGGCAUGGUCAAACUGGAUCAGGAAGGGGUCCUGUCUGUUGUUAACGGCGGUAUUGUCAUUUGGUCAUCCAACUCCUCUGUAUCUAGGACAGAGGAUAAUCCCUUAGCACAACUGUUGGACACUGGGAAUUUGGUGAUACAGAGCGGAAAUAAUGUCCUUUGGCAAAGUUUUGAUUAUCCUGGAGAUACCUUCAUAUCAGGAAUGAAGUUGGGCAAAGACCUCGUGACAAGACGAGAGAUGCAACUAACGUCAUGGAGAAGUGCCGAUGAUCCUUCCCCAGCUUCACCGGCCUUACGUUGUCAAGUUAACAAUGGAGGCUGUUGGAAUAGAUCCAUAGAGGGCAAGAGCUACUCUGCUUGUAUUGAUGGCCAUACAAAUGGUUGCACGUGCCCACCGGGAUUUAAAGGAGACGGAGUUAUUAGUUGUGAAGAUAUUGACGAAUGCAUAGAGAAAACAGCAUGUCAAUGUUCCCAAUGCAAAUGCAAGAAUACGUGGGGAAGUUACGAAUGUAGCAUCACUGGCAAAAAGAAACGAGUAGUUGUUGCUUUGUCAAUAUCAGCUGGCUUGGCUAUGCUGGGCCUUAUAUCGGUGCUCUACAUUUGGAGUAACAGGAAGUGGAGAACAGAUACAGUAAGAGAAGGUAGAACAGUCAAAGUAUUACACAAAGAUCACAACAGUAGCAGUAAGAUUGGAAGUAUAGAGUUACCGGUGUUUAGCUUAUCAAGAAUUUCUAAAGCAACCGAUAACUUUUCAAUCGCCAACCAGCUAGGAGAAGGCGGGUUUGGUCCGGUGUACAAGGGUGUGCUAGAAAAAGGACUGGAGAUUGCUGUGAAGCGGCUCUCAAAGUCUUCGCGACAAGGAAUUGACGAAUUUGAAAAUGAAGUUAAAUGCAUUGCUAAACUCCAGCAUCGGAAUCUUGUGAAGCUCUUAGGAUACUGCAUUCAAUGCGAUGAGACAAUGCUGGUUUAUGAAUACAUGCAUAACAAAAGCCUGGACUGUUUUAUAUUUGAUGAUUUAAGGAAGUCGUUACUUGAUUGGCCACAACGCUUCCACAUCAUCAAUGGCAUUGCACGAGGUCUUCUUUAUCUGCAUCAAGAUUCACGGCUUAGAGUUGUCCAUAGAGAUUUGAAAGCGGGCAAUAUUUUGCUAGAUCAUGAGAUGAACCCAAAAAUCUCAGAUUUUGGCUUGGCAAGAAUGUUUAAAGGAGACGAGAGUGAAGCAAAUACCAAGAGAGUGGUGGGAACGUUGGGUUACAUAUCUCCAGAGUAUGCAGUAAACGGUCUCUUUUCAAUAAAGUCGGAUAUUUUUAGCUUCGGGGUUUUGGUGUUGGAAAUGGUAAGUGGGAAGAAAAAUACAAGUUUUUUUCAUGAAGACCACCAUGAUAACCUUCUUGGAUAUGCAUGGACACUUUACAAAAAAGGCAAGUCUCUUGAUCUGAUUGACGCAUCUUUAGUUGAAGCAUACUCGGUUUCUGAAGUGUUGCGAUCAGUACACAUUGGUCUAUUAUGUGUGCAACAACGAGCACAAGAUAGACCUACCACGCCAUCAGUGGUUUCCAUGUUGGGUGGUGAAGGUUCACUACCUUCACCUAAACCACCCGGAUUCUUUAUUCAAGGAAGUGAGAAGGGAUCAACCUCAAAUCUUCCUUUACCAUCAUCCAUCAAUGGAGUAACAUUAACUCAAGUAGAAGGUAGAUAGCCAGAAAAACUUAGAAAUGGAGUCAUAUUAGUACAUUUCAUAGUGUAUCUUUUUAUGAUACAUCUACAUUUUAUCAAAGAAAGAAAGCUACACUAGAUAUAUGAAUACAUUAACAAUCGAUAAGUUCAUUUAAGUGGUUAUAUAUCUUUAUAAAU
Erigeron canadensis is the source of this 2104-nucleotide messenger RNA. RefSeq names its product G-type lectin S-receptor-like serine/threonine-protein kinase At4g27290. The transcript has 9 exons. NCBI's taxonomy places the organism in Eukaryota, Viridiplantae, Streptophyta, Magnoliopsida, Asterales, Asteraceae. Gene Ontology annotation, biological process: protein phosphorylation. Bases 6 to 1949 code for a protein of 647 amino acids. Gene Ontology annotation, molecular function: ATP binding; calcium ion binding; protein kinase activity. The record is from RefSeq and is a predicted model, not a curated record.